Didymella exigua CBS 183.55 is the source of this 2376-nucleotide messenger RNA. Its product is annotated as anaphase-promoting complex subunit Cut9. NCBI's taxonomy places the organism in Eukaryota, Fungi, Ascomycota, Dothideomycetes, Pleosporales, Didymellaceae. Gene Ontology annotation, molecular function: protein binding. The record is from RefSeq and is a predicted model, not a curated record. Gene Ontology annotation, biological process: cell division. The coding region runs from base 200 to 2041 and encodes 613 amino acids. The transcript has a single exon.
ACACCGCACCCUCGGCCUCGCGUCACGGCAGCGUAUGGUAGGCGAGCCAUGGAAAAGGACCUGAAGCAGCAGCAGGACCUGCGCGAGUGGUGUCGCGACGCCGUCCGCCGCCACCAGUACGACACGGCCACGUACAUUGCCGACAAGCUGCUGGCCAUUACGGGUGCGUCACUCUCUCCCACCCACGUGACGACAGUACAUGCUUCGUGCUGACCCCACAGACGACGACCAGGACGCCUACUGGCUGGCCAACGUGCACUUCACCACGGGCAACUACAAUCGCUGCCAGGCGCUGCUCGCCAGGCGCAAUCUCGGCGACCGCACCCCGCAGUGCCGCUACCUGAACGCCCACAGCGCCAUCAAGCUGGGCAAGCUCGACGAGGCCCUGCAGCUGCUCGGCGAGACGAACCCGACGCAGCUCGUCUCGGUGCCCAGCCACAGCAGCGCCCGCCAGAAGCUGCGCCACGUCGACACGCACAGCCGCGCCACAGCGCGCCACAACAAGCCGGGCGCGCGCAGCGAGCGCAUGCCCACGAGCGAGGAGCGCGAGGGUGAGGACGCCGAGAACCUCAAGGCCGAGGCGGCCAUGUGCUACCUGCGCGGCGUCUGCUAUGCGCGGCAGAACGCCUUUGACCGCGCCAAGGAGUGCUACAAGACGGCCGUGCAGAUUGACGUGCGGUGCAUGGAGGCCUUCAAUGCCCUGGUCGACAACUCGCUCAUGUCGCCCGACGAGGAGUGGGCCUUUCUCGAGUCGCUCGACUUUGACGCCGUGGGCGCGCCCGGUGCCUCUGCGUCGGCCGAGACGCCCGACUUCAUCAGGAACCUCUACAUCACCCGCCUCUCCAAGUACGCGCGACCGAGCGCCUUCACCCACGCCAGCGAGACGCUCAGCACGCACUAUGCCCUCGCCAACAACCCAGACAUGCUGCGCGCAAAAGCCGACCUCAUGUUCACCCAGUGCCGGUUCCAAGACGCCCUCGCCCUCACAUCGUCGGUCCUCGCCGUCGAUCGCUACAACUUCUCCAUCCUUCCCCUGCACCUCGCCGCCCUGUACCAGCUGCGGCAGAAGAACGCCCUCUACCUGCUCUCCCACGAGCUCGCGGACACGCACCCCGACGAGCCCGGCAGCUGGCUCGCCGUGGGCGUCUACUACCUCUCCACCAACAAGAUUGCCGAGGCGCGCCGCUACUUCUCCAAAGCCUCGCAGAUGGACCAGUGCUUUGGCGCCGCGUGGAUCGGCUUCGCGCACACCUUUGCAGCCGAGGGCGAGCACGACCAAGCCAUUAGCGCCUACAGCACCGCCGCCCGCCUGUUCCAGGGCACGCACCUCCCGCAGCUGUUCCUCGGCAUGCAGAACCUGCAGCUCGGCAACCUCUCGCUCGCCCGCGAGUACCUCAACACGGCCUACUCGCUGUGCCAGACGGAUCCCCUGGUGCUGAACGAAAUGGGCCUCGUGGCAUACAACACGCACGACGCCGCGUCGGCAAUCCACCUCUUCCGCCGCUCACUGGAGCACUCGGCCGAGAACGAAGCAGACCCGUCCGAAGUAAUCAGCACGCGCUGCAACCUCGCCAUGGCCCUGCGGCGCCACAGCCAGCUCGAAGAGGCCCUGCGCGUCUUUGACGACGUCAUCCGCCACGGCCUCAAAGACGCCGCCGUCCUCGCCGCCCGCGGCCUCACCCUCAUGGAACUCGACCGCAACUGGGACGCCGUCAUCGUGCUGCACGAGGCCCUCGCGCUGGCCCCGCAGGACCCCAUGGCCACGGACCUGCUCAACCGCGCCCUCGAGGCCAACGCGUCGUCCAGCGCCAUGCUGAUGGUCGAGCCCGCCCAGCACGCGCACGCCACGGGCUUCAUCGAGGACGAGAUCGACGACGACGGCUUCGAAGAGGCCCUGAGGCGGAGGAAACAAGACGCCCUCCGAGACGUGGAGCCGAACCGCGUCGCGGGCCGGCGGGGCAGGCGCCGUCGACACGCGACGGGCUUCGUCGAGGACGAGAGCGGCGUCGGCGAGAGCAUGCUCGUCGACUCGGACGGAUGACGAUGACGCUGGCGCUGGCGGUGACGGUGACGGUGACGGUGACGGUGACGGUGACGCUGGCGGUGACGGUGACGAUGACGAUGGCGAUGGCGGUGACGCUGACGAUGACGAUGACGAUGGCGAUGACGCUGUCUUGCUGCUGGAGUAUGGAGUUGGGAGAGUGACUUAAUUUUGGAUACCACACACGACGGCAUAGCGCGGCGUAGGCGGGCAUUGCAUUCCUCGAGGCGUUAGGGGUCGCAGUUAUGAAAAGUAUGCUUUAAAAGUUCGGCAUAGUCAUAGCUAAGCGCAAUGGCGAAAUACACUUGCUACAGACAUGAAGUUUAGCACACCCA